UAUUUACACUCAAAUCUCAAAUGGCUUCUAUUCUCAAUAUUCUCUCCAUCACUACUAUCUUCCUUGCUCUAGCUUUUCAAGCUUAUGGGCAAACUUGUUCUUUGAGUAACAUUCAAGUUUCAGAAACCAAAACAGAGACGGGGUACACCGUUAGGGUCACCAACAAUUGUUCUUGCAUGCAAUCAAAAAUUAAGUUCAGUUGUGUUGGAUUUAAGCCCAGUCAACCCGUUGAUCCAAAUCUCUUAACUCAAGGUCAAGAUUGUCUUCUCAUCCAUGGAAAACCACUUUUUUUGGCACAAGUUAUCACUUUCACCUAUGUUUCAGAUACUAGGUUUUCAUUUAUUCCAAAAUCUUCUGAAAUUACAUGUCAUUAG
Vicia villosa (hairy vetch) is the source of this 374-nucleotide messenger RNA. RefSeq lists its product as uncharacterized. NCBI's taxonomy places the organism in Eukaryota, Viridiplantae, Streptophyta, Magnoliopsida, Fabales, Fabaceae. The transcript has 2 exons. Gene Ontology annotation, biological process: cell fate determination. The coding region runs from base 21 to 374 and encodes 117 amino acids. The record is from RefSeq and is a predicted model, not a curated record.